UCGACUUGACUUGUGUAGUUGUACUUUGUCUAAGCAAUUUUUAUCUGGUCAACGAACAACAACUAAACUGCAAUACGCCACACACGACGAAUUCUUUGAUUGAAGACGUGUUUACAUGUACAUCCAGUGAUGCAUCCAUGUUCUACUUCUAUCAAUGGUUGUAAUUAGUACCAAGCUGACAUGGAUUUAUUGACUGCUAUCAAUACAAAGCUAGCACAUGACACUAAUGUGCAAUGUAUGGAUUAUGUAUUUGGAAAUGUGAUCCCAGACUUGAGUAAUAGCAAGUAUGUGUUCGCUCUGGUAAAUCAUCAAGGAGCCUCUUCACAUGGGCUUUUUGUGUACCGCUACCAACACCAAGUGAAAUGCUCAAGUGAUUUGAUACUGGAAUCUAUUUUUGCUAUUAGUAGCGAUUUCCAGUAUGUACUGGGAGCCCCAACAGUAGACCAAGCAAUCUUUCAAGUCAAGAUCAACUCAUCAGGAUCUAGUCUUGUCAUUGAGGUUCCCUUUGAAGCCAAAUCUUCAAAUUUCUUCAUGAACAUCAAGAAGUGUACUAUGAUGUGUGUGGAAAAGAUGAGACAAAAUAUUGUGCCACAGUUCCAAUGGAUAGAGAAAUACAAAGGUCAAGUUGAAGGAGCUGCUUUUGGCCAAUCAUCAUCACAGGAUCCAUUUGGUUUAUCAACCUUCUACACACCAUCACCUGCUGCACUAUCUAUAGAUUCAAAACCUGGCAAAGACUUGGAUCCAUUUGCAGACUUUGUAAAUGAACGCCAGUCAGUCAGAUCCAACAACUAUGUUAACACUACAGACAAGAAUGGUGGACUUGUAUCAAGUCAUUCCAGCCCAGCGUUACACAGUUCUACAUCAGUCAACAGGUCAGCAACAAACUACCAGCAUAACUAUGUGAAUUGUCCAAAAGAUCCAGGACUCUUAAUGGAUUUACAAGGCAAUAUAAUAACAUCUCCAACUAUUGGACACCCUGCUCCACCACCAAACUUGCAAACUGAUGACCCAUGGAGACAAAGUACUAGCCUAACCAGCAGCAGUAGAGUAUCAACAGCUUCAACUUCAAGUUUAGAGUCUAAAACAUUUGGUUCAUUACUGGGCUUUGAAGAUGACUUCACUGAUGCUGUUAAGACAUCAACGUUACAACCAACAGGAACUCUGUAUGAAAAUGCCUCUACAGCCUCUAUUACCAACUCAAGUUCCACUGGAUCCUUUGAUCUGUUACUCGACAAAUCAUCUACACUUAUACCUGAGGAUGAAGCUGAUAGGGGGUGCUAUGCUACAAUCAAACCUGUCUUUAAGCCUGCUGGAAUCAGACAUGAAAUCCUCAAAAGAAGAGAAAAAGACUACACCUUCCCUCAUAACUUCCGAGUGUUUGUUGGUACAUGGAAUGUCAAUGGUCAAACUGCAUCAGAAGGUUUGGGACCAUGGUUGAAUGUAGAUGACAUCAAAGCUGAUAUAUAUGCCAUUGGUUUUCAAGAAUUGGAUUUAAGCAAAGAAGCGUUCCUCUUCAAUGACUCAGCUAGAGAGGAAGAAUGGAACAAAGCCAUUGAGAAAGCUUUGCAGAGGGUCGGUGCUUACUUCAAGGUCAAGCUGGUGCGUUUGGUUGGAAUGAUGCUUCUUGUAUUUGCCAAGGAGAGGCAUAAGCCCUACAUUCAUGAUGUCAUUGCUGAAACUGUCGGCACAGGAAUCAUGGGCAAAAUGGGAAAUAAAGGAGGUGUUGCUGUGAGAUUUGAGUUUCAUAACACAUCAUUUUGUUUUGUCAACACUCAUCUUGCAGCUCAUAUGGAGGAAUAUGAGAGACGCAAUCAGGACUAUACUGACAUCUGUUCUCGAAUGAAGUUUGAUCAAGUGUCACCACAUCAGCCAUUAUCCAUUAUACGAGACCAUGAGGUUGUUAUUUGGAUGGGUGAUUUGAAUUAUCGCAUUGGUGACCUGUCUGUUGAUGUUGUCAAAGUCCACAUUGAAAAGAAAGACUUUCAAACACUGUUGGAACAUGACCAGCUCGUCAGACAGCAUAGAAUUGAGAAAGUAUUCAAGGGUUUUAAGGAAGGAGAUAUUACAUUCAAACCAACGUACAAGUAUGAUCCAGGCACUGACAACUGGGAUACAAGUGAAAAACAAAGAGUUCCAGCAUGGUGUGAUAGGAUUCUCUUCAAGGGUAAUGUCAUCAAACAAGUUGUGUACCGCAGCCAUGAUAGAUUGAAACUCAGUGACCAUAAGCCAGUCAGUAGCUUGUUUAAUAUUGAGGUGAAGGUCAUUGAUGAGAAGAAAUUCAAGCAAGUUGUGGAAGAGGAGAUACGUAAAGUAGACAAGCAGGAGAAUGAAGCACUGCCGCAGGUUGCUUUAAGCCUAAACAAUCUGGAGUUUAAAGAUGUACACUUCAUGGAACCUCAGCUGCUUACAUUAGAUGUUGCAAAUGUUGGUCAAGUUAAUACAGUGGCCAAGUUUGUCAACAAACUUGAUGAUAAAGACUUCUGCAAACCAUGGCUGAAAGUAGAACCAUCAGAAGUCUUCAUGAUGCCAGGUGACACUGUGGAGUUUACAGUGACAGUACAAGUUGAUAAGAACUCUGCAGCUGCUCUGAAUGCAGGAAAAGAUACCUUUGAGGAUAUUCUGGUGUUUCAUCUGGAUAAUGGCAAAGACUAUUAUAUCACAGUGAGUGGUAACUACAUCCCUAGUAGUUAUGGCUCCUCUAUUGAAGCUCUAGUACAGAUGCAUGGACCAAUAAGAGAGAUGACUGCUGAUGAGGUUAGGAAGUUAGAGUGUGGAGAGACCGGAGUGGAUGACCAAGGAGCAGAUAUGGCGUUCCAGAGGUUUGAUAUUCCUAAAGAGAUCUGGAUGUUGGUAGAUCAUCUCUUCAGAAAUGCAACAAAGACAGAGAAUCUAUUCAGUGUGGAAGGACUCCAUAAGGACAUCUUAGCCAUCCGAGAUUGUUUGGACGUUGGUUUUCCUGAUGAAAUGCCUGGAAGUCUUCAUUCUGUGGCAGAGGCACUCCUGAUGUUUCUGGAAUCCAUGAGAGAGCCGGUCAUUCCAUAUAAGUACUACAACAAGUGUCUUGAGUGUGCAAACAAUUUCCUUCUUUGCAAGCAGGUUUUAACUCAAAUACCACGCAGUCAUCACAACGUUUUCAAGUAUCUGGCUGCUUUCAUCAGGGAGUUGUUGAUCAAUAGUGAUGAGAAUAAAUUAGAUACCAAAACGCUGGCUACUGUUUUUGGAGAAAUCUUCCUUAGAGCGCCCCCUAGUGAGCAAGAAUCCAGCGCAUCGAAAGGUCGAGCCUAUCUUCAGCAGGUUUCACGUAAGAAAGCAACAUUUGUGUAUCAGUUCAUCAUCAAUGAAUAUGAUGAGUAAGUCAGGACGUAAAUUGAGUUGCUUUAUCAGCAGUAUUGGGCACCGCUACUUUGUCAAUAGUGAAUUUAACUCACAGUUAAUCCUAUUAUUUCAUUCAGUUUUAUUAGCUUAUAGAUACUUUUAUUUACUUUCGCAUGCAUAAAUAAUACAACAUAACAUAUUCUAAUGUCUAAACAGUAAUGCACUAGUGUCCAUAAAGUAUAAACGAUUAUUUGAAUCAACAAUAUACACAUUGUAGUUUUCAAGAACAAGCUUACAUGUACAUGGUCAUACCCCCAAUAAUGAAUCUUUAUGAAGGGUAUUUUCCUUGUACUUGCGUGCUUUCUUUUUCAGCAGAGGUCUAAUAAGAGGAUUUAAUGGUAAAUCGGUUUGGCUUUUGUACAUAAAUUGUAUGGAUUGAAAAUCUUGUAAAAGAGUAGCGAGUUGAUAUGACAUGUAUGUACUACAUGGUUGUCUGUGAUCUCUAGCCACACAAACAGGUUCAGGAUUCACCUUUCUGACAGUUUCAAAGUAAACACACAUUUUAUGAAAAAUGAAUAUAAUGUCAAAAAUAUUAACAGCGCACAAAAAUCUGAAUCUUAGAAUAGACUGAAACUAAGAUUGUUGUACAACAAUGCAAUGUAGUGCUACAUACUAUAUAACUGAAAACAGAGGAGAGUGCUUUAAGGAAACUGCAGGUACACACAUGUACGUACAUGUAGAUGAUAGGAUUGUGUCUUUGAUACUACAGCCAUUUGGCACACAGACAGAAACAAAUGUAUUGUAGAAUAACAAGCAUUGGCAGCCAUUUUGAAAAUUGCUUGUGAUAUGAUGCCUUUAUUUUUGUGGGAAUUCAAGUCUAUGAUUCCAAUAUUGUUCUCAUGACAUGCUCCGACUGUGUGCCAUACUCCAUGCAUCAUCACCAAAGGCACAAUUCCCACAAAUAACUCUCUUAUCAGCCCAAAUAAAAGUAAUUUGAAUCAACACAGCUAAAAUGAAAUUUUUAAUAAAUUAUUUUAAGAAUCACUUACAAAAGCUGGUCUUAAAGUACUUCAAAAUAAAUGUACAUGUAUCAAACUUGUUUUAAUUGAUUACUUUGGACUUGGUUUGGAAGGCGUAUGCUCUAGUUAGCAGGUGUGUUUGUGACUCAGUGCACCCAUUGACAUAAAGGUCAUUACAAAAAGGUAUCUGGGUGGUAGCCACCCCUCAGUUUGAUCUUGUUUCCAUACAAGGAGAACAAACAUAAGUGCUUGAUUAACCAGGUCAACAUACGCCAGGGGCGUUUGUGGUUGUUAAAAGCUAUUUUAGAUUUAUUGAAUUAUAAUAUUUAUAUAACAGUACUAUAGAAUAUAAUAUUUUAGGUGACUUUGUAAUAAUAUCUAAGAUUACUUCAAAAUAUUUAUUCUGAUCUAAAACAGAUUAAUUUAAAAUGUGUUAUCAGUAAAUAAGGAUUCCAUCAACCUUGAUCAGUGUCAGGUACUUGCACAUACAUGUAUAUAGUAGGGAUCCUCUGGCCAGUUCUUAUAUAUCUACAUGUAAUCAAUUACAAUCAUAUGACAAAUAUGACGUGUACUGAACUUAAUUAUCAUAAGAUUUUUUAGUGACCAGUACGAGCCCAAGUUACGACAAAUUUAGAAUGUCAAUUAUCAGGUCGGAAUAAAAGGAUGGAGGUCUUGUAUCCUAGAGUAUAUUAUGCAAGUGUUAUCUUGGAUGCUUUCAUGGGUCAUAAUCAUCAUCAUAUCUAGUAUUGUAAGACGUCGAGUGGCCUAAGAGCUCUGAGAGCUCCAGUGUAGUUCAAUAUUCUCCUUUGAUUGCUUUCUUGUGCAGUUUCUAAGCAGUGCUAUUUACAAUGCAAAGAAUGGUGAUCGUAAGAGCAAGAUUCAGUGGUAAGCAGAGUAAUGAAAUUGGGCACAGAAUGUUACUGACAAACUAGUCUAAACCAAACCUACAUGUACAAUGCCCUCUACAUGACCACC
This is a messenger RNA of Asterias rubens (European starfish), 5309 nucleotides long. Its product is annotated as inositol polyphosphate 5-phosphatase OCRL-like. The record is from RefSeq and is a predicted model, not a curated record. NCBI's taxonomy places the organism in Eukaryota, Metazoa, Echinodermata, Asteroidea, Forcipulatida, Asteriidae. Gene Ontology annotation, cellular component: membrane. The coding region runs from base 181 to 3354 and encodes 1057 amino acids. The transcript has 23 exons. Gene Ontology annotation, biological process: signal transduction; phosphatidylinositol dephosphorylation. Gene Ontology annotation, molecular function: phosphatidylinositol-4,5-bisphosphate 5-phosphatase activity; inositol phosphate phosphatase activity.